UCUCUCUCUUUGAUUUCUGUGAUUUCUCUGAUUUCUCUGAUUUCUCUGAUUUCUCUCUCUUGCUUUCUCACCUACACCCACCGCUGAUGACUCAAUUGUCCUCUCUCUUUCUCUCUCUUGCUUUCCCAUGCGCCAUUGCCCCAAUUCUCGGCAAGUACCCCAGAAAUCACGAGUUCUAGAGCUACUGUUGCCGUUUCAGAGACGAAUUCCAAGCUGUUGUUGCAACUGGGGGCUGGGGAUCCAAGCUCCGUCUGAGCUUAGAUCCAGAGCCCCGUCGCCCCGCCACCGCCUUCAUUGCCUUUUCAUUUUGUUUCUUUAGCUCUAAGGUUGUUUCUUUUUGUGAAUGUAAUGGCGGUGUUGUAGCUGUGGCGCUGAGGUUUUGGUGUUUUUGAGCUCAAGACGUCUGCUUUAGGGUUGAAUGCACUGGUAAAGAGGGCUGGUUUGAGAUCUGAGGAAUGCUGGUGGUGUGAGAGAGCGGAGGAAUAUUAGCAUUUGGAAUAUGUCGUCAUCUGGGAGUUCUCUCAAAGAACACCUGACCAAGAAAACUGAUGUGUUUGGUCUUGAGCUAUGGGAGAUAAUUGGAAUAACUGUAAUGGUGUUUAUAAUUUGUGUGCUUGCCAUAGUAGUGAUAUGCACUACUGUUCAGAGUCGAAAGAGGAGAACCAGAAGGACUCUGAACAACCUCCCCAUCACUCAGAUUCCGGCAGUUUCAAAGGAAAUCAAGGAGGUGAGAGUGGAGCAUGUCUCAUCAAAUAACUAUGCAGCUGGUGAUGGAAUGCCUAUGAUGAUUCAGGAUAAGAACCGCGAAGAUGAUUCCAAUAAGCUGGUGGUUCACUUGGGCAAAUCUAAAAAUGCUGACUAUAAUAGUCAUUCUGGAUCAUUUCAUCAUACUGAGAAUGGGUCGCAGUCUGGUGAAGAAGGGAGUUCAGGAACAGUUACUGGGUACAGGUCUUCUUCUUACCCCAUAACAGCCCCUUCUCCUUUGGCAGGGCUCCCUGAGAUCUCUCAGCUUGGUUGGGGUCAUUGGUUUACUUUGCGUGACUUGGAAAUUGCAACCAAUCGAUUUUCAAGGGAAAAUAUUCUUGGUGAGGGUGGUUAUGGUGUUGUUUACCGUGGCUCUCUGAUUAAUGGAAUUCCAGUUGCAGUCAAGAGGCUUCUUAACAAUAUGGGCCAAGCUGAGAAGGAAUUCAGGGUUGAGGUUGAGGCCAUUGGCCAUGUCCGCCACAAGAACUUGGUUCGGCUUCUGGGUUACUGUAUUGAAGGCACUCAAAGGAUGCUUGUCUAUGAGUAUGUCAACAAUGGAAAUCUGGAACAGUGGCUUCAUGGAGCUAUGCGGCAGCAUGGUAGUCUCACUUGGGAGGCUCGGAUAAAGAUUCUCCUUGGCACAGCAAAAGCUCUUGCUUAUUUGCAUGAGGCCAUUGAGCCAAAAGUGGUUCAUCGGGACAUAAAGUCAAGUAACAUAUUGAUUGAUGACGGUUUCAAUGCAAAAGUCUCUGAUUUUGGUUUGGCAAAGCUACUUGGUGCUGGGAAAAGUCAUAUUGCCACAAGGGUUAUGGGGACUUUUGGCUAUGUGGCUCCAGAAUAUGCAAAUUCUGGGCUUUUGAAUGAAAAAAGUGACAUUUAUAGUUUUGGGGUUGUCCUUUUGGAAGCAAUUACUGGGAGAGAUCCAGUGGAUUAUAGCCGCCCUUCAGAUGAGGUGAAUCUUGUGGACUGGCUUAAGAUGAUGGUCGGCAGCAGGCGUUCUGAAGAAGUGGUUGACCCGAGUAUAGAGACUAAGCCAUCGACAAGAGUCCUGAAACGAGCACUUUUGAUAGCUUUGAGGUGUGUCGACCCAGAUCCAGACAAGAGACCGAGAAUGAGUCAAGUUGUGAGGAUGCUGGAAUCAGAUGACCCGAUUCCACGCGAGGAUCGGAGGCGUAGACACAAUCAUGGUGUGAGCACCGAAGCCGAAAACUCCGAUACUGACAAAAGCGACAACCCUGAUUCGAAGUCUGAUGGCGCACAGGACAAUAGACCAUCUUCUAUCAAUUAAGACAUUUGGUACAUUCUUUGUAUGCUUUAGACAGUCUAGGGAAGAAGUCCAUGUAAGUACUUUGUUUUCUGUGACUUUCAUGUGUACAGGUUUGUAAUUUCUGAAGGAUUUGAGAUCUCUAUUUAUGUUUUCCCUCAAGAGGCAUAUGCCCUGCUGCGUUAUUGUGUUCAAAUUGAAGAUAUUUGUUGUUUAUCAA
Messenger RNA from Dioscorea cayenensis subsp. rotundata (Guinea yam), 2228 nucleotides. Its product is annotated as probable receptor-like protein kinase At5g18500. Gene Ontology annotation, molecular function: protein kinase activity; ATP binding. The transcript is spliced from 8 exons. Lineage: Eukaryota; Viridiplantae; Streptophyta; Magnoliopsida; Dioscoreales; Dioscoreaceae. The coding region runs from base 500 to 2032 and encodes 510 amino acids. The record is from RefSeq and is a predicted model, not a curated record. Gene Ontology annotation, biological process: protein phosphorylation.